GUGAGAGCAGGGGCCAGUGGAAGUGGGUGAAGGGUCCUGGUCUCUCCUGGACCCUGCCCUGCCUUUGUUUCAGAAAUCCCUCCAAGUGCCUCCCUGCCCCAUCUCCCUACAGGCGGGCCUGGUUCUCAGCACCCAGUGGGCACAGGCUUGAUAGCAUAUCCUGCCCUUCGGACUUGAGCAGUCUUUGUUCUUACUCCCCUUGACUCAAGGGAGUUGAAACCAUCUCCUGGUCACAAAAGUGCCUCCUUACAGAGAUGCCGUGGCUUGGCAGAAUAGGGUACAGAUGAACCGCAGACUCCAUAUACAAACCUUGGCCCGUUGUGGAGAUAUUAGUGAUCCCUGAGUAAAAUGGAGUCUCCUGAGACCUUCAUGAGAAAAUUGCCCAUCACACCAGGAUACAGUGGCUUCAUACCAUGGCUCAGUUGCCAAGGAAGCCCCAACGAGGACCAAAUGAAUCAUUGUGUGAAAGCCUUCCAGGAGAGGACGCAGAGAUACAAGGAGCAGCAGCAGGAACUGAACUGCUGUGUGGCUCGCACCCCGGUCCUGAAGCCCAUCUGCUCCGAGGACACAGUGCUGUGGACGCUGCAUGAUUAUGCCAAGAAGUAUCACCCCCUGACUCUGGAAUGCAAGAAUGUGAAAAAACCACUGGAGGAGCCCCCCAUCCCUGGCUGGGCAGGCUUCUUACCCAGAGCCAGGGUCACUGAAUUUGGCUGUGCCACAAGGUAUACCAUCAUGGCCAGAAAGUGCUACGAGGACUUCCUGGAACUGGUAGAGCAGGCCAAGAGGGCACGACGGAAGCCUUAUGAUCAAAUAUAUAGUGUGAGCUCCGCACAGCCUCCUGAUGCGUCUCCAAAAGUCUCACAGCACCACGGCCUCCCACCUGAACACCAAGACUCCUCUGUGCCAGGUCAAACAUCCCCAGGUGAGGACUUCCGAUCUCCUGGAACCUGUGGCUGUGCUCAGUGGUCCAGUCUGUCAUGCAGCAGGAAUGUGUAUGGGGAACCCCCAUCCUCAGCAAGGAAAUUUGCAGAGGGAUAGAAUCCCGCCUCCUCCCAAAGAGAUGUGAGCCUUAAGGGAGUUCAGAAGCCUGCUACGUUUGCAUCAGAACCAGCCCUUCACACUCUUUGAGCAAUGAGGAGAUUUCAUAAUAAUUCUUUAACCACUAUCUGUGCCCUGAGUGACUGG
Messenger RNA from Microtus ochrogaster (prairie vole), 1185 nucleotides. It is a transcript of the gene Spmip5, whose product is annotated as chromosome 8 C10orf82 homolog. The coding region runs from base 349 to 1038 and encodes 229 amino acids. The record is from RefSeq and is a predicted model, not a curated record. NCBI's taxonomy places the organism in Eukaryota, Metazoa, Chordata, Mammalia, Rodentia, Cricetidae. The transcript has 6 exons.